This is a messenger RNA of Corylus avellana, 2440 nucleotides long. Its product is annotated as zinc finger CONSTANS-like protein (DUF3537). NCBI's taxonomy places the organism in Eukaryota, Viridiplantae, Streptophyta, Magnoliopsida, Fagales, Betulaceae. The record is from RefSeq and is a predicted model, not a curated record.
CUGGUAGAUCACCGAUUCACCUGUGUUUGGUCUGCUUUUGACCCCCAGAUAUUUGCAAAUCCGAACACCCAAUUCCAGGAUCUUCACUGGGUCUCCGCCAUUUCUCAUCCAAAACGACCAGUUUUAGUCCAAUCUUGGAAUUAAGAACUAAUUUCAUGGCUGAUCUUCAUGUUGUACAUACACAGAAUCCUCCCGCCCAGACCCCACUCCUUAACUCAAACCAAAACCACACGCGCCAAGGGCCACAAGAAGAAGAAGGCCAAAAGGAAGAGACUCAUUUGGAGCAGAGCCUCAAGAAGUUGGAAAAGUUUCUCACUUUCCUCGGGUUCAACCAGUCGUCGUUGUGGAGCUCCGCUCUGUCUUGGGCUGCUUUCUUGCUCAUAGGUGUGGCUCUCCCAGUUGUGGUGCUCGAGCUCUCCGACUGUUCGGAUUGCGAGGAGUACCAGAUAAAGGGUUUUGAGCUGGAAAUCGUGGCCUCGCAGGCGUGCCUCGCCGCUGUCUCUUUGCUCUGCCUUUCCCACAAUCGUCGCAAGUAUGGGAUCCGGAGGUUCCUAUUCGUUGACCGGUUCAGUGGCAAAAUGGCACGGUUUCAUGACGAUUACGACAAGCAGAUUUGGGGUUCUUUACGCUUGCUCAUUUAUUGGGGACUGCCAUGUAUCAUUCUGAAGACUGCACGUGAAGUUAUCCGCGUAAUAUAUGUACAUCAUGAAUCAUGGUGGCAGUCAGUUGCCAUUAUAUUAGCUUUGAUUAUAUCCUGGACUUAUGUGAGUAUGAUCUCACUAUCAGCCAGCGUUUUGUUUCACUUGGUCUGCAAUCUGCAAGUUAUCCACUUUGAUGAUUAUGGGAAGCUCUUGGAAAGAGAAUCUGAUGUAUUGCUUUUUAUGGAGGAGCACACUCGUUUGCGGCAUCAUCUCUCUAAGAUAAGCCACAGAUUCCGAAUCUAUCUGCUUUUAGAGUUCUUUGUUGUCACAGCAAGCCAAUUUGUGACCCUGCUGCAGAUCACAGCGUAUCGUGGAGCAAUCACUUUAAUAAAUGGCGGUGAUUUUGCAGUGUCCACGAUUGUUCAGGUUGUUGGGAUUAUUCUUUGCUUGCAUGCAGCAACAAAAAUUUCACAUAGAGCUCAAGGCAUUGCAUCUCUUGCAAGUAGAUGGCACGCUUUUCUAGCAUGCAGUUCAACAGAUUCAUCGUGCAACAGAGUUUCCAAUAAUGUGGGGAACUUGGAGGCUGCGAUUCAUUUAAACUCCAUAGAAAUAAAUUACUCUGAAAGUGAUUUGGAGUCAUUGGAUUAUGGUCCGAUUCCUACAAAUGCUCAACUGGCUUCCUAUAUGUCCUCGUAUCACAAGAGACAGGCCUUUGUUACAUAUUUGCAGACCAAUCCUGGAGGGAUCACGAUUUUUGGAUGGACAGUUGAUAGAGGUCUUAUCAACACCAUAUUUUUUAUUGAGCUCACUUUGGUUACUUUUUUGCUCGGAAAGACCGUGGUUUUCACUUCAGAGUGAAUUUUCCUUUACGCCAUGGUUGCUCUUUCCUUCACACCACAUCAGCAACAGGAAAUCGAACGUGCUUAUUUCACAUAGAAAGCUCCAGCUUCUGUUGGAACCUGUCAAUAUUUCAUCUCAUGUGGUUGAUGCAACGAAGGUAACCGGUUCAGUGGGGCCAGAGUAUCGGUCUCUUUUUAAGUUGCAAGCAACAACAUAUACAACUCAGCACAUCACAUCGCAGACCAGACUGGGCUUCUAUUAGGUUUUGAUCAUGUUUUAUAUUGUGAAAUAUAAUUCACGUUUUUAUUCUUGAGGCCCAAGGUUUUAGGAAGAUUUUAUUAUCUUCGGAUAAUUAAGCUCUCUUUCUCGUUUCACUUAUGAAAUAGGAGAAAAAGGGACGACGGCAAUGUAUAACAAGCGUUGAUAAAUGAAAAUGGUGCCAGAGAAACUCCACUAAUUGCAAAACAAACAAACAAAAAAAGAAAUCUGGACAUUGCAACCGAGUUCUUUCUAGAGGGAUUGUAUAAUUGUUGUGAAUAUACAUGGGCGGAUUCCAGGGUCUCUUUCCCAUUAAUGCAGAUGACACAAUUGCUGAGAAGGAAACAAGCAAACCUUGUCACGUGGUCACUUGAAAUUUAUGUUGCUGAUUGGGAUAAGAGCCCGUGAUAUAUCUACCUCCUUCUGACUCGGUUCUUUUAAAGGCCCAAAUCUCCAGCAAAGCUCUAACAUGUACCACGUUGUUGCCUUCUGUGACAAAGGCCAAUACAUAGAGACAUUUGAGAAGGCAGCUUCCACCUCAGAGAAUCAGUGUUCGUCAAACCUGUGCUCUUGAUAAGGCUCGAACAAUCGGUCAAUGAAUGAGCAAGGGUUACAGAUAUACAGCAACGUCAAUGUGAAUGAUAAUAAAUUUUAAAAAAUUAAAAAAAAAAAUUUAAAAUUUAAAAUUUAAAAAUAAAUUU